AUGGCCGAUCUCGAUGUGGACGCGAUGCUAGAUGGCGCUCUCGCUGGAUCGCCGUCUGUAAGUUUUUUUCUUAUUGUGGUUGCAAAUAGCUCAUUAGAGAGUUGUUUCAAACAAUCAAAGAUAAGUUUACAGUAGAAAAUUUUCGAAGUUUUGCACCUAGAAAACGCGUAUUUAAAAAAAAAAAAAGUUUUCAUGUCCUAAUGAAAUUCGGAAGUGAUCUUUUUUUCAAGCUUUAGAUUUUUUUCACUUUUUUUAUAAGAUUUCAGAAACUCAUGCUCAGAAACUGGAAAGUGUGACUUCGCGGAAAAAAGAUUAGUAAAUGAAGAAUGAACGGAAAAAAAUUUUUUUUAAUUAAAACUGACCAAUUGAAAGUCCCAAAGUUUUGUGGAUCGCUUUCUGUUAUUUGAAAAAUAGAAAAAAAUGACCGGAAAUUUUAAUGGUCGCUGAAAAAAAUAAAUCUUGUGAAUUAAUUGUAAAAUGCAAAAAGUUUAAAUAAGAUCUUUGCUUUAUGAUUCAAUUAAUUUUUUUUUUAGGAAAAAUUCGAAUUUUACACCAAAAUUUUGAUUUUUAGGCCGCUGAUGCGAAAGAAAACGAGGUAAAAGAUGAUACUACAAGCUCUUCAAAACGCGAAAAGAGCAAAUCGAGGUUUGUGUGGAUUUACAUUUUGAGUUUGAGUUGGUUGAGAAACGUACAAAGAUACGGCUUAAAAAUAGCGCUCGUCCUAUGAUGUGUCAUGUUUGUAGGCGCGAAAUUGCGCUGUAUAUUCUCGCUUGAGUCUCACUGUCUGAGAAAAAUCAUCUCCUGGCCCGACUUCUCUCACAGCGACCGAAGAAAGGUACGCUCGUGUCCACGGAAUUGGCGCCCAAAACCGUUUCCAAUCGAAUCCAUGGAGAAAUUCUUCGAAAUCGAAGCUUUUUUUUAAUCUCUAAAGGCAGUUCUUCUCUUCUUUCUAUCGAGUCAUCAAAAAAAAAAACCUCGUUUUUGGAAGGGAGAAUAGUCGAUUGGAAACGGCGCGCCGUAUUGUUCCAGGCUGUGGCACGACGCGUAGUGUGAACGAUGCAGCAUUUGGAGCGAUAAAACGACAUGAAAACGUCUUUUUAUAAUUGUUUUCAGGCAUAGGUGUCCCCGACUCUUCACAAUAUAAUGAUCCCCCGUGAAUGUUCGUUUGUGAAAUAUUAUAUUAAAUUUGGCCAUUUGUGCUUAUUAUCCUUCAAAAAUGGGGAAGGGAGUUCGAAAGAAACAGAAGCUCUGUAAUGGAAAUUCAAAAGAGCCUAGAAAGGAGUUUUUCCUAAUAGUUUGAGACGAAAAAUCUUCAUCGUUACACUUUUUUUCAAGUUUGUGAACGCGGAAAAAAGUACCAGAAAAUCCUGUACUUUCUAAUUUUUGCAAAUCGAAGUCUAGCUCCAUAUAUUCAUGUUUCCCCACACAGAUUCAUAUACAUCAGCUAUCAAAGCGAUUCAGGUCUCGUUCGCGUAGUCGUGACCGUAAGAAGAGAAAGCGCAGCUCGAGUCGCGACAGAAGACGUUCCCGAAGCAAAAGCCGCGAUCGUCGCCGAAGAAGGUCUCGUUCGAGGUCGAAUCGCAGAAGAAGCCGCAGUCGCGACAACCGCAGACGAUCCAGGUAUUAUUCGUUACACUAACAUCAAAUAAUGCAUUUUCCUUUGUAGAUCUCGUUCCCGCGAUCGCAGACGCCGCAGCCGUUCUCCUUAUCGACGCCCACGUGUCAUCGACCACAGAGAUCGUCGAAUGUCGCCUCGUCGUUCGCCGCCCCGAGGUCAGUGUAAAGUAACAACAUCAAGCUUAGAAUAAAUAUUUUGCAGGACGUCUUCCUGGUCCAGAACGUCGUGAUGUCAUGCCGUUCACUGCAAGACAUGCGCCCCCGAAAGACGCUCGCGUUGAAUUGUCCGCUGAGGAAAGAGACCAAAGAACUUUGUUCAUCAUGCAGGUUUCUUGUCCGUCAAAUUAAAUCGGCAUUGUUAUAAUUGCAGAUAGCCAGACAGACGCGGCCACGGGAUCUUGAAGAAUUUUUCUCGGCUGUUGGAAACGUCCGAGAUGUUCGUAUCAUCACAGAUUCGAGGACGGGAAGGUCCAAAGGAAUCGCCUACGUCGAGUUUUGGGAAGAAGAAAGUGUCCCACUGGGCCUCGCUCUCUCUGGCCAGAGGCUCAUCGGUAUGUUUUAUCUUGGAAGUUUAAAAAGAUUUUAUACGCUCAAAGUUUUAUAUCGCAAACUGUAUACAAUUUCAUCUCGAAGCUUUGUGCUUUUGUGGCUUAAAAAAAAUAUAAAUGCAGAAAACAGCUGCGAAAAACAGUUUAUCAUGAUCACUUUUCCAAUUAAAAUUCAGACGUUUACAUAUUUAUCUUUUCUUAAAGCUUGAAUUUUCAGGAGCUCCAUUGCUCAUUCAACGUACUUGCUCGGAGAGAAACAGAGCAGCUAACGCCUCUGCCGUUACUUCUCUCGGGUUCGGUCCAGCAGUUAAUAAGGUUUUUUUUUCCUUUUAUGGAAAGUUUUCAAGUCAAUAUCUUUACAGGGUCCAUGCAAACUCAUCGUCGAAAACCUACACCCGAAGAUUUCUGAUUCCAUGCUUCAAGAAGUUUUCGAGGCGUUCGGUAGAAUUGAAAGCCUCGAAUUGCCUAAAGACGCGUCUGGUGACGGCCAAGGCAGAGCUACCAUAACGGUGAGCGAAAAUAUUUUGAAUAUUUUCAUAUAAAAUGAUCUUGCAGUUCCGCAACGCUGAGGACGGAACUAAAGCGAUGGAACAGCUCAACAACUUCGAACUGGCCGGAAAGAAUAUCAGAAUUUCUGUCCAUAACUCAGAAGAAGAGUCGAUCCGACAGAGAAGCUUGGACGACAUUGAAGAUCGACAAGGACUCGUUUCUGGAGCAGGUGGCCGAAUGCAACUCAUGGCCAAGCUUGCGCAAGGAACUGGUUAGAUUAUUCCUUCUUUGAAAAAUAUACAUAUUAAAAAUAUUUUUAGGAGGUGGUAUGGAACUUCCUGGAAGCGCGAAGCAAGUCAUCGAACACGCAAACGAUCCAAGUAUCCCGGCGAUCGCCACCCAGUGCUUCAUGCUCUCCAACAUGUUCGACCCAGCCAAAGAAACUGAGCCUAAUUGGGAAGAUGAGGUCAAGGAAGUGAGUAUCUAGUUUUCUUGUUCUCAAAUAAAAUCCCCCUUUCCCAGGACGUUAUCGAAGAGUGCACUAAACACGGAGGAGCCCUGCACGUUUUUGUCGACAAGGGCAGCGAGCAAGGCAACGUCUACGUAAAAUGUCCAUCCGUCCUCGCAGCUCACAAAUCCGUCUCAGCUCUUCAUGGCCGUUGGUUCAGUGGAAAGGCGAGUUUAUUUUCUUCAACUAGAAAAUUUUAUUUUUUUUUUCUUUUGACUUUAAUUUUCUCUUGCCUAAAAAAAGAAGGGAUUAAUGGAUAAAGGAAUCCAAGAGGCUUGACUCAAAAACUACGUGAUUUAGAAGCUCUAGACGCUUUUUCUGAUCAUGGGUGAGAAUUUUUUGGAAAUUCUGUGUUGAAAUUUCUUCAGACAAUACGGAAACUGAUAUUAUCACUUUUUGUUAGGCGCUCAACGUUAACAGAUAUAUCGACAAUGGAAGAGAAAGUUUGAAGUAAGCCAUGUGAAAAACUUCAGGUGAUAACAGCAAACUAUGUACCGGUCUCCUCCUACCACGAGUUGUUCCCUGACUCUGUCGCGGCUCGCUCCGUCCUGAUCUCCAGAAAUCAGCCAGCAGCGAUGCCGGGAAUGCCCGGUAUGCCUGGCAUGCCAGGAAUGCCUCCUGUUGUACCUGCGGUUCGUUUCUUCAAAACUAGUAAGCUCAAUAAUAACUCGAUUUUCAGGCCUAUGGCUAUGGAAUGCCGAUGCCGAUGAUGCCGCCUCCCCCACCAAUGCCUGGCUACGGCGGUGGAUAUUAUUAA
Messenger RNA from Caenorhabditis auriculariae, 3919 nucleotides. NCBI's taxonomy places the organism in Eukaryota, Metazoa, Nematoda, Chromadorea, Rhabditida, Rhabditidae. The record is from the annotation of a GenBank genome assembly.